GAAGGUCAAGGACAUUUUAAAACCGGAAACAGCAUGUCAGAAAUGGAUGAAAACAUAAGCGAGGAAGAAAUGGUCGAGGAUGAAGAUUCUGGGUCAGAUAUGGAAGAAGAUGAAGAUUACCAGGGUCCGAAAGAAGCUUAUCUUCCUGGACAACCGUUGAAAGAGGACGAGGAACUUGUCUGCGAUGAGUCGGCAUAUGUCAUGUACCACCAAGCUCAAACAGGUGCACCAUGUCUGAGUUUUGAUGUCUUGCAAGACAGCCUUGGAGAGAACAGAGAGGAGUUUCCACUCACAUGUUAUAUUGCAGCGGGAACACAGGCACAGAGAGGCAAGUCAAACCACCUGAUUGUGAUGAAAAUGAGCUCUAUGAAUCGUACAGGUAAAGCUAAAGAUGUAGAGGAUGAUGAAGAUGAUGAGGAAAGCAGUGAAAGUGAGGGCGAAGAUGAGCCAGAACUGGAAACAGCUGUCCUAAACCAUCCUUCAGGAUCUAUAAAUAGAAUAAGGGCUACGCAGUACAAUGGUAAAACAGUAGCAGCAACAUGGUCAGAUAAGGGCAAAGUUCACAUCUGGGACCUUUCACGACCCCUUCAGGCUGUAGAUGAUCCAAAUGUUAUGAGUGCUUACACAAGAAAUGAAGAAUCCCCAGAAGCAAUAUUUACAUUUACUGGUCACCAAGUAGAAGGAUAUGCUAUGGACUGGGCACAGACAUCCCCAGGUAGACUGUUAACAGGUGAUUGUAAGAAGAAUAUACAUUUAUGGACUCCACAAGAGGGAGGGAAGUGGCAGGUUGACCAGCGGCCCUUCAGUGCUCACUCAUCAUCAGUAGAGGAUGUUCAGUGGUCUCCAAAUGAAGAUAAUGUAUUUGCCUCAUGUUCAGUUGACAAAAGUAUUAGGAUAUGGGAUUGUAGAGCUGCCCCCAGCAAGGCAUGUAUGCUGACGACAGAAGAUGCUCAUGAUAGGGAUAUUAAUGUUAUACACUGGAAUAAAGGUGAACCAUUCCUGGUCUCGGGCGGAGAUGAUGGAAUACUAAAAGUCUGGGACUUAAGACAGUUUCAGCAUGGCAAAGCAGCUGCUUUGUUUAAACAUCACACAGCACCAAUCACCUCAGUAGAAUGGCAUCCAACAGACAGUUCAGUGUUUGCUGCUGCAGGUUCUGAUGACCAAAUCUCUUUGUGGGAUCUUGGUGUUGAAAAAGACUCUGAAGCAGCUGGUACCUCAGAGACGGAACCGGAAGUUCCAGCACAGUUGUUGUUUAUUCACCAAGGACAGACUGACAUUAAGGAGUUACACUGGCAUAAACAGUUACCUGGUGUUAUAUUAAGUACAGCUCACAGUGGUUUUAAUGUGUUUAGAACAAUCAGUGUAUGAGAAAAGGUGGGAGACAUAAACUUUGUGUUGCAGAAAAGGCUCAGAAGGCUAGUUUAGUCAGAACUGAUGAAAAAAGAAUCUUCUAAAGUUCAUCAAAAUGUGAUAAUGACUUUUCGUGCGAAGUAUUGGGCAUGGACUUACAGAUCAAUUUUUUAAUGACAUUAAUGAAUUGGACUUGAUGAAUAUCUAGAAAACACUUCACCCUCAAACAUUGGAUUUUUAGCUCACCUGUCACAUAGUGACAAGGUGAGCUUUUGUGAUUGCCCUUUAUCCGUCCACCCGUCACCUGUCUGUUCACAAUUUCUUAUGAACACGAUAGAGAUCACAACUUGUACUGGCAUAAUAUCUCGGUUCCUUUUAAAACCUGCUAAGAUCCCAUCAUGGGUUGCAGAGUUAGGGCCUCUUGAAGGGUCAAAAUUUGCUAUUUUGGCUUGUGAACACAAUAGAAACCACAUUUAGCAAUCAAUUUUAAUCAAACUUGCACACAACUUGUAUUGGCAUAAUAUCUCGGUUCUUUACGAAUAAUGGCCAGAUCCAGUCAUGGGUUCCAAAGCUUUUGCAGCCAUAUGGAGACUUCAUUUUAUGGUUUGAUUUGAUACAAACUUCAAAAUAUUUUACACAACAAAAGAUCUUGGAUAUCAUGAUGAAUCCAUCAGAUUCAAUCAUAGGUUCAACUUCCGGAGUUACAGCCCCUGAUUGACCCCUGAAAGAGCCAAAAUUUGUUAAUUUUUACCUUGUGGACACGAUAGAAGUAACAUUUUACAUUCAGUUUUAACCACACUUACACACAACUUCAGUCACAAUAAGAUCUUGGUUCCUUUUGUAAACCGGCUAGAUUUCAUUAUGGGUUCUAGAGUUACUGCCCCUGUAAGUGACAAAAUUUUCAAUUUUGGUCCUUUCAGCCAUAAAGCGGUUUCUUUUAUGCUUUGAUUUGAUACAAACUUGCACAGAAUGUUUAUCUUGGUGAUUUUAAGACAGGUUCGAAACUGGGUCAUGUGGGGUCAAAAACUAGGUCACCAGGUCAAAUCAAAUGAAAAGCUUAUUAACAGUCUAGCACUCUUCACGAAACUUGGUAAGAAUGUUUCUCUUGAUAGUUCCUAGGCCAAGUUCGAAACAGGGUCAUGUGGGUCAAAAACUAAAUCACCACUCAUCAAAGGAAAAGUUUGUUAACACUGUAGAUGCCACAUUUAUGACCGUAUCUUCAUGAAACUAGAAUGUUUAUCUUGAUUAUUCCAAGGCCAUGUUUAACAGGUGACUGAUAAAGGGUCAUCAGCUCAUUUGAGCACAGAAUGCUAUGUGAGCUAUUGUGAUCACUCACUGUCCGUUUUCUGUCCUUCAACAUUUUCCUCCGAACAGCAUCUCCUCUGAAGCUGAUGAAAUCUUGAUGUUCCUUGGGUGAUCUUCUUCCAGAAUUGUUCAGACAGUUUCUCUUGGUUGCAUACACGGGUUGCCAGAGCUAAAAGCAGAAAAAUCUUCAGACGACAUCUACUCUUAAACCACGUGUCCAAUUUGGAACCGUUUCAAACAAAUGGUCUGUCUGUUACCCUCUGCCGUGUUCAAAUUAUUCCUAUUUGUCGAAAAGUGUGUGGUCACUUUUCCCUACAUGUUCAUACGAGGGGUGUUCAAUAAAUACCUGAAAAAGUACUCUCAAUUCUUCAUGUAGCAUCAAAUGAGACAUUGUUAAUAAUCCCUUGCACUUGUUGAGAGUUUCAAGCAAGAGGUGUCAGAAAAGUUACCACAAGGAUAACUGGCUUGUGGCAGCCAAGCAUUCAUAGCGACGUUGCUUUUUGAUCCUUCGAUGUCGGCUCUUCCUAUCAUUGCGAAGCAGAAUUCGCCAAGCGUUACAAAUCAUUUAAAACAUUUUCAUUCCUAUUCACAGUUAAAACAUUACUCAGUUUGUCUGCAGUUUAUGCACGGUACUGCAGUCAGUCACACGUGCUUCAACUGGAGCUCCUAAGUUAGAAAUACAAAAUAGCAUAACGGUCUUUUUUGUGACUAUAAAAAGCGAGGAUAACGAGAAUAGCUGAAAUAAAAUGAAAUUGUCUUUGAAAUUUGUUGGCCAACUUCUACCUUCCUGCUAGCAUUUAAAUCACAGUAAUUGACAUGUUGUCAUGGCAUGUAGUUGCCGUACUUGCUGAAUAUUGGAAAAAAUGCAUUACCUUAUCAACUUGACAUUCUAUGCCACGCUACAGUAACCACAGGAACGUUUGACGCUCAAGUACAGACAUAUAAAUGAAAUAUGUAUAUAAUGUAGAUUAGGAAUACUGAGUUGAUGUCAAAACUAUAUUGUAUUUGAAUAAAUAAUAAGUAAAUGCUAGUCCCUAUGGCAAUGUCACGUGAUGUCAUCCAGCCCAAUUUUGUUUUAUUUUACAUUCGCUAAACAUUACUUGCCACAUACCUACUUUUCAAGAUACCUUUUCUUAAAUAUGGUGAAUAUUGAUGUGAAGUAUAGGCAUUAUGCCAGUAACGUCAAAUUUUAAAUAUGACAUCAUUAAAAUGUUUGACAUGCAUAUUGUGUUGGUCAUAGCCUGAAAAUCAGUGUUGAACAGAGACAUGAGGUAACGUUUUGUGAUUUGAAUCGAAAAUCAAGGAAAGAUAGAAAUGCUAUGCUGCCAAAGGUAUAUAUUUACAAAAUAAAGCUAAGAAAUGAAGGCUAAUACAUUUUAGUUUAUGUAUACCAAAAAUCAUCAAGAUCUGAGAUGUUGCCGAUAUUUGGGUGGAAAGUAGCAACCUACCUUAAAGUGUUCAAGAGAAUAUUGCUGACGACUCAUGGUACUGACAUGAAAAAUAACGUUCAGUCACGUUUUAUAAAUUAAAACGCUCUUUGAUAAGGCAUCACAGUUCAGCAUCCAGUUUCUUCAAUACGACAGGAAUAUCAUAAUCAUAUGAACAAUAUUUAUUUAUUUGUAGGAAGGUGUAUUUAAUGGUGAUAAACGUUGAACCAAUGGUAAUCAGGAGUUGUAUUGAUUAAUUAUAUGUGAUAUGACAGCGUCAUUUUGACGUUGGGCCACUUUUGAGGCAGUGACAUUGCCUAGGAGACAACAAAUAAAUAUUGUGCAUGUUCUAAAAUCUAUUAUUAAGAUAUUCUCAUUAAAUAUUCUCAUAUCCGUCAUAUUUUCAAAUUUAAGCAAAAUGGGAACAGAAAAAUGAAGAUAUGAGAGCAAUUUUCCGAGCAUUUAUUGAGCACCCCAUCGUAGUUGAAACUUUAAAAAUCUUCUUUUCUUAUGUGAAACUUCUGACCUGAUUUUAAAAUAAUUUCACAGAAAUGGUCCUUAUGUAACCCUUUAGCAAGAUCGAAAAACAUGGCCAACAGGGGGCGUGGUCACUUUUUCCCUAUAUGUGUACAAUAGAAACUUAAAAAAUUUCCUUGUCAGAAACUGCUAGCCCAGUUUUAAAAUAAUUUAAACAUAUGUUUCAUGGGUAACCCUUUACGAAGAUUGUAAAAAUUAUGGUAGCCUAUGGCUGUGAUCAUCUUUCCCUAUCACUAUGUAUAGGAAAUUUAAAAAUCUUCUUGUUGUUAAUGUCUCCUAGUAUCCUAUGUCAUCAUUCACCCAACCUCUUAACCGAUCCCCCGCCAUCACCCAGGCACUCACACACAAACCCUCCCCCCCCCAACCCCCUACACACACACACACAUACUUCUUUAGUAGAAACUUAUGAAAUAUUCUUGACGCUAUUUCAAAAUAAUUUCGCAGACAUUUUCCUUUCAUGACCAUCUACUCCAACUCGUCACCUUAGCGCAAAAAGUGAAUAAGUCCUUCUUUAAGUCAAUGCAGUUAUCCACUUCUUGCACUGAGGUGACGAACUGUUCAUGCAAGCAAUGUAACUCAGGUGAGCAAACUAGGGCCAUCAUAGCUCAUUUUUUCAUGAUGACUCAUAUUGGACAAAAGUCAAUAAAUCUAGGGUCAUAAAUAUAUGUUAAAUGAAAUUCUGGCAGUUACUUCGACUUGAUUAUGUUUGUUAAUGGAUCAGGGCUCCGGAAAUUUUGAUAACUUAAUCGGUCCGAAAUGAAAAUCCUGACAUCGGUGCUACCCCACCCACCGCAUUCCCAAUAUUACAUAUUUUGUAAAACGUGAUAGUGUAAAGAAAUAAGCAUGUCAUGCAUUAAAACUGAGUUACCGGUCACCGGGUGUUUCCAUACAAUGAAGACAGUUAUUCAGUGUUAUGUGUGAUCGUAACUUUGUUUAAAUUUCGAUGUUUUUCCGAGAAAAUACUUGUAAGGAUAAAAUUACCGAGGCAUUGACACCGUGUGCGUAACUAGUCUAAAAGCCAACGCAUGUGACCGGUACCGUAUACACGGCAGAUACAUUGUGAUGUUUCCUCAUUCUUUGACGGAAUUCUAUAAGAUACAAUGCGUCAAAGUUAAUUACACGACACAUAUUCUCUGCUAAACAGUCUCAGUAUUUUAAGAAUACUCUGCGGGGACCGAAUGUGUACGUUAUAUGAAUGCAGAGAUCGAAUUUCCCGCAUGUAUAGUACCAAAAGGUCACGCAUGUUGACCACGGAUAUUUCAUUUCACUUAUGUUGUACUUUAAUAAGCAACUACAUUUUAUAAAGUUAUAUGUUCUCUUCUGAUGUAAACAAAAUUUCAUUUUGAAACGUUUUUUAAAAGACCGAUUUGAUAAACUUCGCCACCCCAGUUCUCUUUAUCAUUCGUGUUGCCAGUCCAUUUUUUUUUUCUUUUUCUUUUUUGCACAGUCGGGUUGCAAAGACGAUUUUCUGCACUUGUUUCAACUGGAGCCCCAACAAAUGAAUCUUGUAAUUUUUUCAAAUCAAGUAAUUAUAAAAAAUAUUUUGAUCGGUUUUCGGUGUGAUGUCACAUUAAAUCAAAUGUACAAUUAUAGCUCUUUGAUUAAAUGCAGUGACCAUUUGUUUUUUACCGUGAUCAAACAUAGCCUUUUGAAAUAAACCAUCCGUCGGAUUCUAAAUAAAAGAAGUGGAUCCCCGUCGAAAUGAUUUGGAUCCGAUCAGACAUAUUUGGAAACCAGUCAAAAAUGUCCAUUGCAGUCGGCUGUCUGCAAACAUUAAAGGAUGUGCCGCGCGAGCACUGAUUGCGUCACAUGCUAAUUACGGACCAAUUAUCAAAGUGACAAUCAGACCGUUUGACACGUUUAUUGAUUAUCUGAGGGUGCGACCAACAAUAUCCUGCUUGGCAGUAGAUGGUGUAUUGAGAUAAUAAUAUAAUGAGAUAUCAGACCGAAAUUUAUACUUUUCUCCAUUUUUACAGGACCGAUUUUUUUCGUUUUUUCACUUCAUGAAUCGGUCUGAAAAGUCAAAAAUCGGUCCAAAACCGACAAAUCGGCAAAUUUCCGAAGCCCUGUAAUGGAUGAACUUGUAUACAUGUACCUGUUUAAGACAUAACAAAAUAAAACAGAAUAAAAUGUUACAGUCAUGUG
Messenger RNA from Mercenaria mercenaria, 6764 nucleotides. RefSeq names its product glutamate-rich WD repeat-containing protein 1-like. The transcript is spliced from 6 exons. The record is from RefSeq and is a predicted model, not a curated record. NCBI's taxonomy places the organism in Eukaryota, Metazoa, Mollusca, Bivalvia, Venerida, Veneridae. The coding region runs from base 34 to 1368 and encodes 444 amino acids. Gene Ontology annotation, molecular function: protein binding.